UGUGAAUAUUUAAUUAAAUAUUCGUGAAGAAUCACUUCUAUUGCUUUCGAUAUUUCCCAAACUCGUUGCAAAUUCGAUAUACAAGUUGUUGAAAAUAAAGAAGCCAGUGGAAAUGGGAAAGAAAAAUAAAAAUAACCGAAGAGGGAGACUAAGGCCGCAUUAUCGUGGAAAACCCCUUUGGGAGCUUUUAGAUGAUUUACCAGAUCAUGGUGUCGGCCGGCUAAUAAUUCGAGGAUCCUGUAAACAGAUGGAAGAUUGCCCGAGCUAUAUGCGUAUUCUGAAUGUGGAUAUGUCGUCAAAAGGUCCGCAUAGGAAAAAGCAGAACAAAAUAAAAAUUGCAGUCGAAGUGCAAAGAAUCUGGCGCGGUGUCAUUUUUCCUCGAUCGGUUAAUAUCUGCAGUACAAGCCAUUUGCAUGAUUUCAAAUUGGUACCCAAAGACGAAGAAGAAAAAUAUUUAAAACAUACGAAGACAGCAAGUGAAGUGGGUUAUCACUAUUGGACAGCGGGCCAAAAGAAACGAAUAAAAGCGUUGAUAGCGCAGGGCUUGACUCCAUAUGAAGCUAAGCAGAGGGAAUUAGAAAGGAUCGCCCUAGAGAAAGCUGAAGCUGCACAACGCGCUGGUGUUGAACCAAGUAAAGAACCAGUUCCUAAAAUUGAUCCAAGUAAUUUCGCUGAUAAUUUCGACGACGUUGAGGACGAAGGAGAAAGUGAGGGGUCAUUUGAUUCAGAUGACAUACCUGAGGAGAAGGUGCAGAAAAAGAAAAAUAAAGGACAAAAUAUGAAUGACAUCAGUGAAGAAUUUAUAAAUCAACAGAAUUUUGAAAAUUUUUCUCCUGAACAAAAACUCAGAAUAGAAAAAAUGAUAGAAAAUGGCAUGGAUGCCGAUACAGCAAAACAAUUAGAAUGGGAGAGACAAGUAGCUCUUGAAGCCGCAGCUUCCAAUGGAUGUAAUGAAUCAAAUGCUGGUCCGAGUACAGGGUCAAAAAGGUCCUCGUCUCUUACUACAAAUGCGCCGAGUGCAAAAUUAACAAAAAUUGACUGAACAAAUUUAUAUUGGAUUGGAAUUAAAAAUUUGUAGCCAAAAAUUGUGAUUAUUUUCUCUUGUAACGAGUGCGCUAAUUAAGUUUGGGUUAUAUUGUAUAUAUCCCAAAUAUAUACAAAUAAUAAUUUUUUUCUUAAACUGUAGGAAUAUUAUGUUAUAAUUUUCAUAAUUCGUAAGAGCCCUAUGAGCCAGUUAAUACAAAUUGGUUUUGGCAAAGUUCUCUGCACACAGACAGAAUUUAUUUUUAGUGAUAUAUUCAGCAACAAUCAAAAUCGCUGUGGAAAAUUUUAAGUUCGAAAUAUGAACCAACUCUAAUAGAUCAAGCAAAUAAUAUGUUAAGACAUCUCCCAGUAAUUCGCAAUGAAGAGGUAAAUGCUGAAGUAAAGAGGCAGGACUUAUUACUCACCGACCGUUUCCACGACAGUCGGUUCUACGUUACCGAAACGACCCGGAUUCAUAUCUGGCCAAGGACUGUCACUCCAGCAGAAGUCCCCGUAUGCAAGUAUUAUUAUUAUAGGACUGUAAAAUUGUGUUGAAGUAUGAAAUAUGCUUGAUUUUGAAAAUAAAAUUGAAAAUAUAUUAGAUCCGAAUGCUUUA
Anastrepha obliqua is the source of this 1639-nucleotide messenger RNA. RefSeq lists its product as uncharacterized. The transcript has 3 exons. Bases 113 to 1042 code for a protein of 309 amino acids. Gene Ontology annotation, biological process: mitochondrial translation. The record is from RefSeq and is a predicted model, not a curated record. Gene Ontology annotation, cellular component: mitochondrial small ribosomal subunit; mitochondrion. Gene Ontology annotation, molecular function: structural constituent of ribosome. Lineage: Eukaryota; Metazoa; Arthropoda; Insecta; Diptera; Tephritidae.